This is a messenger RNA of Anas platyrhynchos (mallard), 2448 nucleotides long. It is a transcript of the gene IWS1, whose product is annotated as interacts with SUPT6H, CTD assembly factor 1. Gene Ontology annotation, biological process: poly(A)+ mRNA export from nucleus. Gene Ontology annotation, cellular component: nucleus. The record is from RefSeq and is a predicted model, not a curated record. NCBI's taxonomy places the organism in Eukaryota, Metazoa, Chordata, Aves, Anseriformes, Anatidae.
CGGCCGUUGGCCGUUCGGAGGGGAGGCGCCAUCUUGGGCCGGGCUGAGCCGGGCGGCGGAGGCGCAGGUCGGUGGAGCGGCGCCCCGGGGGCCGCGCCCCGCCGCCAGCCCCGAGGGCCGAGGCGGGAGCGAGCCCGCCAUGGAGAGCGAGUACUACGGCGGGGAGCAGUCAGAUGACGGUGGAGCUACUCCGGUGCAAGAUGAGAGAGAUUCAGGAUCUGAUGUUGAAGAUGAAGGAAAUGAGCAGCAUUCUGGAUCUGAGAACGGAAGCGUAGGGCACCACUCUGAGAAUGAACACAGUGAUGGAGAAGAGGAUGGGCAAACAGGAGAGCCUCAUAUGACAGACUCUGAAAAUGAAGAUGUACCGAGGCAAAAAGACAGUGACUCAGAUAACGAGGAGCCUCCAAAUCACAAUGCAAGUGAUUCAGACAAUGAAGCAGAUCAUGGAGGGAAAGACAGUGACUCUGAUGCUGAGGACCGUCCAAAUCAGCAUUUAAGUGACUCUGAAAAUGAAGAUGCCUUAAAUCAUCAAGCUAGUGACUCUGAAAAUGGAGAACCUCACAGGGAUCACAGUAGUGACUUUGAAAAUGAGGAAACACAGAAGCAGCCGGCCAGUGACUCGGAGAGUGAGGAGGUCCGCAAGCAGCCGGCCAGUGACUCGGAGAGCGAGUCUGCUCCCAGGCACAAACAAGAAAUAGAGUCUGAUGACAGUGAUGGGGAGGACAGGAAGGAGGAGGUGCAGAAUGAUUCUCAUCAUUCAGAUAACAAACGUGCGAGGGAAGGAUUUCAGGGCUCUGACAGUGAAGAGGAAGGUCCUAAGAGACGAAAAAUCUCAGACAGCGAUGAAGAUGAGAAAGAGGAGAAGACUGUGAAGAGGAAAACAGCCAUCCUUUCUGACAGUGAGGAUGACACUGAGAAAGCACCUGCAAAAAAAGUACGAAUCCUUUCUGAUGUUGAAGAAUCAGAUAGCGAUGCUGCCUCAGAGAAAUCUGAUAAAAGGAAGAAAAAUAUGGUAUCAGAUAGUGAAGAAGAGGAAGAAAGAAAAGAGAAUGCUGGGAAGAAAACAGAAGAGAAAGAUCUGUUUGGCAGUGACAGUGAAUCUGGAAACGAACAAGAGAACCUGAUUGCAGAUAUAUUUGGAGAAUCUGGUGAUGAGGAAGAAGAGGAAUUUACCGGCUUUAACCAGGAGGACUUGGAAGAAGAGAAGGGUGAUGCAGAGAUGAAGGAGACAGCAGAUGAGUCGGACUCUGAUGAUAACAUCAAACGAGGGAAGCAUAUGGACUUCAUGUCCGAUUUUGACAUGAUGCUGCAGCGAAAGAAGAGUAUGAGUGGCAAGCGUAGACGAAACCGCGAUGGUGGAACUUUUAUUAGUGAUGCAGAUGAUGUGGUCAGUGCUAUGAUUGUGAAGAUGAAUGAAGCUGCAGAGGAGGAUCGACAGCUGAAUACACAAAAGAAACCUGCACUAAAGAAAUUAACUUUGCUACCGACUGUAGUUAUGCAUCUUAAAAAGCAGGACCUCAAAGAAACUUUCAUCGAUAGUGGUGUAAUGUCUGCCAUCAAAGAAUGGCUUUCUCCUCUUCCAGACCGAAGUCUGCCAGCACUGAAGAUAAGAGAGGAGCUUCUGAAAAUCCUGCAAGAGCUGCCCAGCGUGAGCCAAGAGACCCUGAAGCACAGUGGAAUUGGAAGAGCUGUGAUGUACCUUUACAAACACCCCAAAGAAUCGAGACCUAACAAAGAUAUGGCAGGGAAGCUAAUCAAUGAAUGGUCUCGACCCAUCUUUGGCCUUACCUCAAACUACAAAGGCAUGACAAGAGAAGAGAGGGAACAGAGAGAUUUGGAACAGAUGCCUCAGCGAAGAAGAUUGAGUAGCUCUGGUGGUCAGACUCCCCGCAGGGAUCUGGAGAAAGUAUUAACAGGAGAGGAAAAGGCUCUUAGACCUGGAGACCCUGGUUUCUGUGCCCGUGCGAGGGUGCCAAUGCCUUCCAACAAGGACUAUGUGGUUAGGCCAAAGUGGAAUGUGGAGAUGGAGUCCUCUAGGUUCCAGGGGACCUCUAAGAAAGGGGUGAGUCGACUGGACAAACAGAUGCGGAAAUUCACAGAUAUCAGGAAAAAAAGCAGAUCGGCCCAUGCAGUGAAAAUCAGCAUUGAGGGCAAUAAGAUGCCAUUGUGACCCUUCACGGAAUACCCCAUGAUCUCUGCUGUAAGACAAUACACCCAUAGACUCUUGGGAGACCUUUAAAUUUUUUAACAACUUUUUUUUUUUCAGUGAAUCUUUAAAUUGUUGGUUCAGGUUCUGGUAUAAGAUAAUGUCCGAGGACUGUGAAUUUGGGGACUUCUUUCUCCUGAUUGUAUUUAAACUUGCUCUAUUGUGUCCUUUGUACAGACCACAUAUUUGUUGUAUUGCAAUACUUUAGACAAUAAAACAUCUGUUUUUUUGGGGGGACUGUC